CCACCAUCACUCUCCACCACCAUCUUCUCAAAAUCCAGUCACCUAGUCAAUUUUCUGGCGAGCCCGAACCCGCCGACGUCCAAGGUUUUCCCCGAACCAACACCGUCCACCUCGUCUCAGCCGCGCAUCACCGUUUGCGAGCCCCUUCACACACCUUCCCGUCACCUGCAAACCUUGGUCUAGUUCCGUUCGUCCCCCAGCUCAACCAGCGUCCACGAGCAGCUCCCAUCCUCCACCAAGUCCACGUCGCAGCUCCCGUCCCUCGCCAUCCGCGACCAGCCCGGUCCACGCACCACCAGCUCUGGUCUCAAUCGAUCAUCUCGUGUCCCAGUGCCGGUUCGACCCUUCCUGCACCGCAACCGCACCGGCAAACCACAAGACCCAAGCCCUUA
Striga hermonthica is the source of this 392-nucleotide messenger RNA. NCBI's taxonomy places the organism in Eukaryota, Viridiplantae, Streptophyta, Magnoliopsida, Lamiales, Orobanchaceae. The record is from the annotation of a GenBank genome assembly.